AUGUCUACAACUCUGGGUUAUGUCAAAACUAUAUUAGAACAAAUGGUUGCCAUUGACAGUCAGUCGUCAAACGAGAAUCAUGAAGAAAUUACACAUUACAUGACUUCUUUAUUAGAAAAUGACCUUGGCUUAAUUGUUGAAGUUGUUCCUUACUCAAAAAACCCACAUAAACAUAAUAUCAUUGCCUAUAAAAGACUUGGAUUUAAAGUUGUCCUCUGUGGACAUCUUGACACAGUCAACAUUGGAUCUGGAUGGACAAAAGAGCCACUCAAAUGCACAACCGAAGUAGUUGAUGAUAAGACAUAUAUCUAUGGAAGAGGAACAUCAGACAUGAAAGGAGGGAAUGCUGUCAUUAUUGCAACAUUAAAGAGACUGAUUGAAAAUAACAAUAACAUUGAUGACAUUGCCAUAUUCUUUUCUACAGAAGAAGAGGUUGGAGUUCGUGGAUGUCAAGACUUUAUGGUUUCACAUAGACACAUGUUUGAGUCAGUUGAGACAUUUGUUGUACUUGAACCAACAAAUCUAUAUGUUGGGUCUGGACAAAACGGACAUUAUUGGGUAAAGUAUACUUGUCAUGGAAAGUCAGCUCAUGGGUGUAUGCCUCAAGAUGGACUUAAUGCAAUAGACGGGAUGGCAGAUUUAAAUUGUGUAUUAAAAGAGGCAAUUACAGCACCAGAUCUCAAUGGACAUGUUAUAUUAAAUAUAGGAACUAUUGAAGGUGGAGAUAAAGUUAAUAUAGUUCCUGACCUUUGUAUUGAAACUGUAGAUUAUAGAUUCUCUCCAAACGUAUUUGAUAAGCAUUUAGAAGAAAUUAUUAAGAAAGUAAUUGACCAAAUGAAUGAAAUAUCAUAUGCUCAAUAUGAAUAUGAAUUUAUCAGUAAAAUAUCAGCCAUUAAAUGUAGAUCAACAAAUGUAUUAUUAAACAAACUAAGUGAGUAUAUGAAAUCUAUUAAUCAGUUUAAAGAAGUUUCAUUACCUUAUGGAUCUGAUGCAGCUGUCUUUAAAAAAGAAUUUCCUUCUUCAGACUUCAUUAUUUUUGGUCCUGGGACUGUUGAACAAAUGCACAAAACAGAUGAGUUUGUUGUUCUUGAACAUCUCAAUAUAGCGAUAGAAGCACUUGUAACGGCAUUAAAGGGAAGAUAA
Messenger RNA from Entamoeba histolytica HM-1:IMSS, 1143 nucleotides. Its product is annotated as acetylornithine deacetylase, putative. Gene Ontology annotation, molecular function: hydrolase activity. The record is from RefSeq and is a predicted model, not a curated record. The coding region runs from base 1 to 1143 and encodes 380 amino acids. The transcript has 2 exons. Lineage: Eukaryota; Evosea; Mastigamoebida; Endamoebidae.